GGGCGUGGACUUCCGGGAUAAGUUGCAAGGUUGUUUAAAGCUCAACAAAACAAACAGGUCGGCGGUGAUUUGUUUUGUUUUAUGUUACUUUAUUGUAUUUAUUUCACUCGUUUACGUUUCUCAGACACACGAACACAAGUUCAGUCAGGAUGUCGGGUCAUGCCGUUGAAUCUGCAGUGGGUUUGAACCCGGCUGUGCGCCCUCUGGACUGGCUCUUGGGGACGUGGGAAUCGGACGAGCCCGGGCAAGGCUCCUUCCCCACCAUCAAACCAUUCCACUACAAUGAGACGCUGUACUUCACUCACGUAGGACAGCCGGUCAUCAACUUCAUGUUUAAUGCGUCCCAUGGCGAGAGUAACAAGCCACUACACAGAGAGACCGGUUUCAUCCGGAUUCAGCCGGGCACCAACAACGUGGCCUUCAUCAUCGCUCAGAACUCAGGACUAGUAGAGAUUGAGGAAGGUGAGCUGGAUGGACAGAAACUCACUCUGCAGAGCCGAGCUUUGGCCAGGACAUCUUUCGCCAAGCAGCCAUUCGUCCAGCAGAUCUCCAGGGUCAUCCAGCUAAGAUCAGACGGAAGACUGGAGCAGACGGUGUGCAUGGCGCUGGAGAACCAACCCCUGACACAGCACUUACACAUCACCUACCGGCGAACUUCCUGAUCUCUGAAGAACUAACACUAAACAUCACACACACACACAAUUCUGAUUAAUUUACACUAGCCAGGGACAUAUAUUAUUAUUGUUCUUUGAUUAGUUAGCUUAACUACCUUUAGAAGUAUAAAUACCUCUAUUUCUCAUCAGGACUAAAAACAAAAGUGGUGGACAGGCCACGCCCAUAAGCGAGAUUUUCCCUUGCUAGCAUUAACGUAGGGUUAGCAUUUAUUACCUCAGUGUGGAAGGGAACUGUGCUGUUCAGGGUCAUAGUGAGUAAAAACCAUGUACUGGAA
This is a messenger RNA of Clarias gariepinus (North African catfish), 949 nucleotides long. RefSeq names its product THAP domain containing 4 (gene thap4). The record is from RefSeq and is a predicted model, not a curated record. NCBI's taxonomy places the organism in Eukaryota, Metazoa, Chordata, Actinopteri, Siluriformes, Clariidae. The transcript has 5 exons. The coding region runs from base 150 to 662 and encodes 170 amino acids.